Messenger RNA from Colletotrichum tamarilloi, 1407 nucleotides. RefSeq names its product glycolate oxidase. The transcript is spliced from 2 exons. Lineage: Eukaryota; Fungi; Ascomycota; Sordariomycetes; Glomerellales; Glomerellaceae. Gene Ontology annotation, molecular function: heme binding; oxidoreductase activity. The record is from RefSeq and is a predicted model, not a curated record. The coding region runs from base 1 to 1407 and encodes 468 amino acids.
AUGGUUGUUAGCGGUACGGAGGUUGCGAAGAACAACACCAAAGACUCGUGCUGGGUCGUUGUGCAUGGCCAAGUAUGGGACGUCACAGACUUCCUUGAUGAGCACCCAGGCGGCGCAAAACUCAUCAUCAAAUGCGCUGGCCGAGACGCGACAGAAGACUACGACUCCAUCCACAACCCAGACCUCAUCACAGAGACCCUAUCACCAGAUCGCUGCCUGGGUCCCGUAGACCCAGCAACACUACCAGAGCCGCAAGAUGCCUCGUCGAACGCUCCCGAAAAGCAAAAGCCUGCUUUCCCACAUUUAGGAGCCAUCAUCAACGCCGACGAUUUUGAAAAGGUCGCGGAGAAGUACCUCUCGCCCAUGGGCUGGGCGUACUACUACUCAGGCGCAGAAGACGAACAGAGCCUUGACGACUCGCGCCGCAUAUUCCGCAAGCUCGCCCUCCGCCCGCGCAUUCUCCGAAACGUCGACUCCAUCUCCACGUCCACCAAUAUCCUCAGCCUCCAUACUUCACUACCUUUCUACAUUUCGCCUACUGGACAGGCCAAGUACGCCCACUCCGAAGCCGAGACGAUUCUCUCGAGGGCUGCGGGCAAGGAAGGGAUCAUGUACUGUAUGCCCACCAAGCCGAGCGCGUCGGUCGAGUCCAUCUUCGGCGCCAGGGUAAACGAAGCACAGUCAUUGUUUUUUCAGCUGUACGUUGAUCGGAACCGGGAUAAGGCACAAGCUACGAUUCGGAAGGCAGAGAGGUUGGGUGCCAAAGCGAUCUUUGUGACGGUCGAUUCGCCAGUCAUCGGCAAACGUGAGCGCGAUGAAAGGCUGACUGUUGGCGAUGAACCCCUUUCAGAACCCAGCGGCCUGGCGAAGACAACGGCUUCUGGGUUACUGAAUGCGGGGUUGACGUGGGCCGAUUUGACAUGGAUAAGGCAGACGACCUCGUUGCCGAUUGUCAUCAAGGGGAUUCAGUCUGUUGAAGACGCCGUCAUCGCUCACGAGCACGGCGUGGAUGGCAUCGUGCUAUCGAACCACGGAGGAAGGUCGCAGGAUACGGCGCAGGCUCCCAUGCUGACGCUCCUUGAAAUUCGUAGAUACGCGCCGCACCUCCUCUUUCCUGAGACAAGAGCCAAAUUCCAGGUAUUUGUCGACGGUGGCAUCAGACGCGGUACGGAUGUCCUAAAGGCUAUUGCUCUUGGUGCCACAGCUGUUGGCAUUGGUCGGCCGUUCUUGUACUCGAUGACGGCUGGCUAUGGCGAGGCUGGUGUCAGGCGGUUGGUGCAGAUCCUAAGACAUGAGCUACAGACUAAUAUGGCGCUCGCGGGUGCCACGAGUGUGGAAGAAAUUGUUCCUGAGAUGGUUAAUAGCGAACGUGCUGAGAAGGAAGUUACAGGGAGGGUGAAGUUGUAG